ACAGACACGAAGACGUCAAAUCGCCUUCAGUCGGCGGAGCGGAAAAUUUCCAACCUGAGUGACAUCAUCCAAUCACUGAACGCCUCCCUGCAGCACGCUCAAGAAACAGCUAAAGAAGUUCAGCAGCUGCAGUUUUCUGUGGAGAAGAACGAGCAGCAGCUGACCUCAGUGUCGGAGGCGUUGAAGCAGCUGUCAGUCAUCGACUCGCUCAAAAAGACGAUCACUGCGCUCAAAUGUUCCCUGGAGCGAGUCAUCAACAACAGCUCAGUGGGGGACGCCUGUUGUCCUCUGGGUUGGGACGAGUUUGAGUCCAGCUGUUUGUUCUUCAGCAGUUUGUCUCUGUCCUGGAACGAGUCCAGAGUCUGGUGUGAAAAACAAGACGCUCACCUGCUCAUCCUGAACACUGACAAGGCCUGGGUGAGUCUGUCCGUCCGUCCGUCCGUCCGUCCGUCCGUCCGUCCGUCCGUCUUGUUUGCCAGUCGACCAGAAGCGUCCACACGGCUCUGCAGUGGACGACGGAGCCCUCCUGUUUUUAUGGCGCUGCAUCAGCGACAGUUUUUGGGUCGUUUCUGCUAAAGUCUCAUUUUUGUGAACGUGACAUCUCGAGAAAAACUUCAAAUUCCGUACAAACAUUCAAUAAACCGAAGGUUCGAAGGACAAUUAAAACAAAAUGCUUUCUUUAAAAAUUGCUGAACAAAAAAGAAAAAAAUAACUGCAACUUUUAAGAAGCGGUCAUAGGUCAUUAAUGUUGCGCCACCAAAAAACAUUUAAAAAAAAAAUGGAAAUUGCAAAAUGUUUUUUUAUA
Plectropomus leopardus (leopard coralgrouper) is the source of this 805-nucleotide messenger RNA. The record is from RefSeq and is a predicted model, not a curated record. NCBI's taxonomy places the organism in Eukaryota, Metazoa, Chordata, Actinopteri, Perciformes, Serranidae.